Messenger RNA from Scleropages formosus (Asian bonytongue), 1742 nucleotides. Its product is annotated as potassium channel subfamily K member 13-like. Bases 1 to 1371 code for a protein of 456 amino acids. Gene Ontology annotation, molecular function: potassium ion leak channel activity; outward rectifier potassium channel activity. The record is from RefSeq and is a predicted model, not a curated record. Gene Ontology annotation, cellular component: plasma membrane. Gene Ontology annotation, biological process: stabilization of membrane potential; potassium ion transmembrane transport. The transcript has 2 exons. NCBI's taxonomy places the organism in Eukaryota, Metazoa, Chordata, Actinopteri, Osteoglossiformes, Osteoglossidae.
AUGGCGCGUAGAAGAGGUGCAGGCGGUGGUGACAGCAGUCACUGCUGCUCCUCGCUGCGCCUGAAUGAGGACAAUGCCCGCUUCUGUCUGCUGGCUAUGCUCAUUUUGCUGUAUCUGCUCUGUGGCGCUGCUAUCUUCUCCGCUCUGGAGCACCCCUCUGAGCUCCGAGCACGGAGGCACUGGGACGAGCGGCUGGGAAACUUCACCCGCCAGCACGGCAUUAGCCUCUACGCCUUGCGGACCCUGCUGCGGCAGUACGAGGAGGCCAACGUGGCCGGAAUCCGCGUUGACGCCCUGCGGCCCCGCUGGGAUUUCUCGGGAGCCUUCUACUUUGUUGGCACUGUGGUCUCCACCAUUGGAUUUGGCAUGACCACUCCAGCCACCAUUGGUGGCAAAGUCUUCUUGAUCUUUUAUGGGCUCAUAGGCUGUGCAGCCACCAUCCUCUUUUUCAACCUCUUCCUUGAGCGUAUUAUCACCAUGCUGGCCUAUAUUAUGCGCUGGUUCCAUGAAAGACAGCUGCGGCGUACUGGAGCUGGGACUGAAGGCGAGGAUGCAAGGGAUGAGGAAGACAGUCUGGAGGGCUGGAAGCCCUCGGUGUACUACGUAAUGCUAAUUCUGGGUGUGGCCGCCAUGAUGAUAGCCUGUAGCGCCUCAGCCCUCUACUCCGCCAUGGAGGAUUGGGACUACUUUGAGUCUCUUUACUUUUGCUUUGUUGCCUUUAGCACUAUUGGUUUUGGGGACCUAGUGAGCAGUCAGAGGGAGAAGUACAAGUCCCAGGAAGCCUACCGUGUGGGAAACUGUCUGUUUAUCCUCAUGGGUGUCUGCUGCAUCUACUCCCUCUUUAAUGUAAUUUCCAUAAUCAUCAAACAGACUCUUAACUGGAUCCUUAGCAAACUGGACUGCCGGCAUCAUUGCAGCUGCCCUCCCUGCUGCAGAUGUCACUGGCUUGGUUGCUGCUUCCCCUGCUUUCCAGGCAAGCGCUCACGUCACCUGCUCCACCCUGCUCGUGGCCACCACCGGAAGCACCACCGAAGUCAUAAUGCUGUGCACCCGGUCCCCCAGAAAGAUGGUCUCGGACAGCAUCGCUGCGCUGAUGUGUCUGUGGAAACAGUGUGCGACAGUGAAACGGAUGGGACAGCGGGGGUCGACGUUGGGUACAGGGUUGGACGCCGUCUCUCAGACGAGAUGAUCUCGGUGAAAGACUUCAUGGCCUCCAACAAGGUGUCUCUUGCCAUUUUGCAGAAGCAGCUAUCUGAGACGGCACAUGGGGGCAUCCGCCAAAACCACGUUCGCCAUAAUGGCUUUACUGAUGGUGUAGGUGCUUUUGCCAUCAUGAAUAACCGCUUGCAGGAAACCAGUGUAGACAGGUAACCAAACAGCUUAUACGUGGUAUUACAAAGCAAGCCUAAACGAACAGGUAUUGAAAUCUUUCCUCAAAAAAAAAAAAAAAGAGAGCCAAUAUUCUAGUCAUGUCCCAGUGUCGUAGAGCCGUGAUUUUCUUAAGAAUAAAACUGGAGAGAUAUUUUUUAAAUGUGUAAAUACUCAUAUUUAAAGUGUUAAAAGCUGAUCUAUUGAUUAUUUUGUACAUCAAUUUUUAAUCCUAUUUAACACUUUUUUUUUUUUGAUGUUACACGUGUAUUUUUGAUAUUAGUUUUCAUUUGACAUUUCAUUUGGGUAUGAGUAGCCCAAUACAGAAAGAAAGACAGGAGCACACAACACGUUAAAAAACGAAGGACCCUCUG